Molecule: messenger RNA, 375 nt
Organism: Knipowitschia caucasica
Lineage: Eukaryota; Metazoa; Chordata; Actinopteri; Gobiiformes; Gobiidae
Source: the annotation of a GenBank genome assembly
AUGGCGGCUGAAGGCGAUGUGGAGCUGGAGCUUGAGGCGGACGAAAACUGCGCUUUAUCUGCGAACAAACCCGCAGAGAAACCGCGCAAACAUGACAGCGGAGCGGCCGACCUGGAGCGAGUAACCGACUAUGCCGAGGAGAAGGAGAUCAGGAGCGAGGACCUGCAAACGGCGAUGUCUGUGAUCGGAGACAGAAGGUCCAGAGAACAGAAGGCUAAACAAGAACGAGAAAAGGAGUUGGCCAAAGUCACGAUCAGGAGAGAGGACGUGGAACUGAUCAUGCAGGAGCUGGAGAUCUCUCGUCUGGUCGCAGAGCGCUCUCUCAGAGAACAUUUGGGAAACGUGGUGGAGGCUUUAGUCGCUCUCACAAACUGA